Molecule: messenger RNA, 1135 nt
Organism: Asparagus officinalis (garden asparagus)
Lineage: Eukaryota; Viridiplantae; Streptophyta; Magnoliopsida; Asparagales; Asparagaceae
Exons: 6
Coding region: 74-913 (279 amino acids)
Molecular function (GO): crossover junction DNA endonuclease activity
Source: RefSeq, a predicted model, not a curated record
ACCUCCGCAAAACCCCUAUCCAGUGCUUCUCAAUUCUCCCUCCAAUUCCUUCAUUUCUUCUGCUUCUUCAUUCAUGGCCACUAUCAAAAUCAGGCCAUCGCAAUUCCUAUCCUCCUCCAAACUCCGAUUAUUCCCAAACCCUAACCCUAGCUUCAAGAGCAUCUGCACUCUCACUAUCCCUCCUCUGAAGGGUAGGGGUCCAAGUAAAGCUAGGGCUAGGGUUGACGCUCUGGAGCUGAAAGAGAACUGGCUGGAUUCUCUCUCCUGCCCAUUUCCAUCACCAGGAUCGGACUCAUCUGGGAUUAAGGACAAACAUGAGGGUAGUGGUGGGAAAUGGGUUGUUGGGAUUGACCCAGAUGUCUCUGGGGCUCUAGCUCUUCUCAAAGAUGACGACGAUGAUGAUGCUCAGGUGUUUGAUAGCCCCCAUUUGCAGGUAUUGGUUGGAAACAAGGUUCGGAAACGCUUAGAUGUAAGAUCUAUUGUCCAAUUGCUCCGCAGUUUUGGUGCACCACUUGGAACAAAAGCAUUCAUUGAGCAGUCAACCCCUUAUCCUCAAGACGGAAAACAGGGUUGGUGGAGUGGAGGAUUUACUUAUGGAUUGUGGAUAGGAAUUCUAGUUUCGUCUGGAUUUUCUGUUGUUCCGGUAUCAUCUCGUCUUUGGAAGGAUCAGUUUCAACUAUCUCGGAGUUCCUCGAGUAAGGAUGAUAGCAGGAAAGCUGCUUCAGAUUUAUUUCCAUCUUUGAGUUCUUCAUUAAAGAGAAAGAAGGAUCAUGGAAGAGCUGAAGCCCUUCUUAUUGCUGCCUAUGGAAAGGGUCUUAGAAUACAAGCUGAAGCAAUGGGUACAUCUAAUGAGGCCUCAACACCGACAUUAUCAUUGGAAAAUUGCUCCAUAGAAGAACAACAAACUGUAUGAGAAUGCAAGUUUACUACACAACCAGGAUACUAACUUUAAGAAUGAGAAAAGAAGAUAAGACAUGCUUGACUUUUAGUCGCUUUGAACCACUAGCAUAAUUUUAUGUUAUAUUAACCCUUCUAUCGUUUAAUUUAUAUAUUUGAAGAUUAUAUAUGUAAAUACAUUAUAUAUCGCUUGGGUCGUACAUGCUUCGACAUUAAUAGGUUUCUGCUCCCAUUUAUU